Messenger RNA from Plasmodium cynomolgi strain B, 1029 nucleotides. RefSeq lists its product as hypothetical. The transcript is spliced from 2 exons. Gene Ontology annotation, molecular function: nucleic acid binding. Gene Ontology annotation, cellular component: cytoplasm. The record is from RefSeq and is a predicted model, not a curated record. NCBI's taxonomy places the organism in Eukaryota, Apicomplexa, Aconoidasida, Haemosporida, Plasmodiidae. The annotation marks the transcript as partial. Gene Ontology annotation, biological process: methylation.
AGCUCACCAUGUUGCAUCUCAUAUGGUUCAGUAGCCACAACAAGUAUGAUGAAUGCAAAAUCACGGAAUUAAAAUCGCUGCUGCAUAUAUUCGGAUACAAAGAUGAGGGAGAAGCACUACUCAAUGAUACGAACAAGCACAAGGGGGAAGUAUUUGUUAAGGUAAACCUCCCAGAAGAUAUAGAUUGGAAGAGUGUAAUUUCGAGAAGCGUUUUAAUAAAAGGUAUUAUACAAAUUUGGAGUGAAGGUCCAACAUACGAUGACGGAGGACAUAUUGUGUUGGAUCCUUUCGUUGGGUCAGGGGGGCUACUAAUCACGUCCUCCAUUUUUAACGCUAUAUGUGUAGGCAAUGACAUAGACAUAAGGCUACUCAAAGGAUAUAAAAUAGCUUACUUGAAUCCUCAUAUGCAACAUAAAAGUAGGAAUAAAAAUAUUUUUGAAAAUUUUUUGCAUUAUGAUUUAAACCGUCCGGAGAUUCUCGUUUCUGAUAAUUCGAAGCCCGUUUGGAAUGCCUUUCACAAACCCUGGGUUGAUGCCAUCGUUACGGAUCCACCGUAUGGAAACAGGGCCACCGUCCGCAUAUGCCUCAGGAAUGACCAAGCGGGGGACUCUGCCGAGGGGAGGACACCCGCGAAUGGGGCAACCCACCCCGGCGGGGAUAACAGCGAUAGCAGCGAAAGCGCAGAUAACCGCGAUAGGUGCGACGUUAGCGAUAAGGACGGACCCGGAUCCUCUCCCCAGUGCGACAGUGUAGACCGUAAAAGAGUAAAAUCAUUAAUGAGUACCAAAACGGUCACGUACAGCUGCACCGCAGCCGUGAAAGACUUGCUAAACAUUGCUUCCAUUACGCUGGUCGAUAACGGCAUGUUGGUGUUUCUCCUACCGGUGCAGUUGGAUAAUUUGGAAGAAGAAAUUGCCAUACUAAAGCAUGACGAUUUUUUUCUCAUUUCGUACGACUUGCAAACGUUUACACCAUGUUCUGGAAGGCUCAUAGUAUCGAUGCAGCGGAAGUGUAGGAAGCCUUCUAAUU